Messenger RNA from Penicillium macrosclerotiorum, 1728 nucleotides. RefSeq names its product Elongator subunit ELP3. Bases 1 to 1728 code for a protein of 575 amino acids. Gene Ontology annotation, biological process: tRNA wobble base 5-methoxycarbonylmethyl-2-thiouridinylation. Lineage: Eukaryota; Fungi; Ascomycota; Eurotiomycetes; Eurotiales; Aspergillaceae. Gene Ontology annotation, molecular function: iron-sulfur cluster binding; acyltransferase activity, transferring groups other than amino-acyl groups. The record is from RefSeq and is a predicted model, not a curated record. The transcript is spliced from 2 exons. Gene Ontology annotation, cellular component: elongator holoenzyme complex; cytoplasm; nucleus.
AUGGCGACUAUGACAGUGACGAUGCCGCUCUCGAAGAAGACGGCAAAGAAGAACAACAAGAAUGUUCCCGAGAACGAGCGAUUCAUGCGAGCCUGUUCCGACAUCGCAAAUGCACUCAUUCAAGACUACGAGGAGCAAAAGGAUUCCUCAAAACCACGGAAGGAUAUCAACCUCAACAAGCUGCGGGGCACUAUCGCGAAGAAGCACUCCUUGGCCACCCAGCCACCACUGACGGCCAUCAUUGCAGCCGUGCCGGAACACUACAAGAAAUACAUUUUGCCGAAGCUGAUUGCGAAGCCGAUCCGGACCUCGUCCGGAAUCGCCGUCGUGGCCGUCAUGUGCAAGCCUCACCGUUGUCCCCAUAUCGCUUAUACCGGUAAUAUCUGUGUCUAUUGUCCCGGUGGCCCGGACUCCGAUUUUGAGUAUUCAACACAAUCCUAUACUGGAUAUGAGCCGACAUCUAUGCGUGCAAUUCGUGCUCGUUAUGAUCCAUUUGAACAAGCCCGAGGUCGAGUGGACCAAAUCAGAUCUCUGGGUCACAGUGUGGAUAAGGUUGAAUACAUCAUCAUGGGUGGAACAUUUAUGUCGCUGCCAGAGGAUUACCGGGAUUCAUUCAUUUCCCAGCUUCACAAUGCGCUAAGUGGAUACCAGACGGACAACGUGGACGAGGCCGUACAGGCCGGUGAAAUGAGCAACAUAAAGUGCGUUGGUAUUACUAUUGAAACUCGACCAGAUUAUUGUCUGGACACCCAUUUGAGCAGCAUGCUCCGUUAUGGCUGCACUCGACUCGAAAUUGGCGUGCAAAGCCUGUACGAAGAUGUCGCACGAGACACAAACCGCGGUCAUACCGUGGCCGCGGUGGCUGAGACUUUUAAACUGGCCAAGGAUGCCGGCUUCAAGGUCGUUAGCCAUAUGAUGCCUGAUUUGCCAAACGUCGGAAUGGAGCGUGACCUGUUCCAGUUCCAAGAAUACUUCGAGAACCCGGACUUCCGAACUGAUGGUCUCAAGCUCUACCCGACUCUUGUCAUUCGUGGUACUGGACUCUACGAGCUUUGGCGAACAGGCCGAUACAAGAAUUACACCCCGAAUGCUCUAAUUGACCUGGUGGCUCGCAUCCUGGCCCUGAUUCCUCCGUGGACCCGCAUCUACCGUGUUCAGCGUGAUAUCCCAAUGCCUCUUGUCACAUCGGGCGUAGAGAAUGGAAAUUUGCGCGAAUUGGCUUUGGCUCGAAUGAAGGAUUUCGGAACGACUUGCCGAGACGUCCGAACCCGUGAAGUCGGUAUCAAUGAAGUCAAAAACAAGAUUCGCCCGUCCCAGGUUGAACUUAUUCGUCGCGAUUACACCGCGAACGGAGGCUGGGAGACUUUCUUGGCCUAUGAAGAUCCUAAGCAGGAUAUUUUGAUUGGUCUGCUUCGUCUCCGCAAGUGCAGCGACACCCACACCUUCCGGCCGGAAUUCACCGGUCAACAGACCAGUAUCGUCCGCGAGCUGCAUGUGUAUGGCUCUGCUGUGCCCCUCCAUGGCCGUGAUGCUCGCAAAUUCCAACACCGAGGAUUCGGAACGCUGCUGAUGGAGGAGGCAGAGCGCAUUGCCCGUGAGGAGCAUGGAAGCCGCAAGAUCAGUGUUAUCUCUGGUGUUGGGGUGCGAAGCUACUAUGCCCGUCUUGGAUACACCCUCGAUGGGCCGUACAUGUCCAAGAUGCUGGACCCGUACGAGGGCGAGGAGUAA